CAAAUAUACACAUAUAUAUAUUAAAUAUAUAUAAAUAAAUCUAUUAAAUUAAUUUUUAAAACCUCGCAAAUAUCAGCAACGCUCUUGUUACUCCGUUGUUACAAGUGUUCACAAGAUAGUGCUGAUUUCUUACCAGCUGAUUAUUCAUCUACUUACUUGGCACCGUAUCAUAUAAAAUACAUGUAUACAUAAACGGAACACCACCAGGAAAUGAAUUCCACCUCAUUAGUGUAUAUCGUGAUAUGACUAAACGUGAUAUGGAGUAAGGUGUGGUUGUGGAUAAAACAGUAGAAGGUAAUAUUGUAAUCAAGAUGGAUGCAGGCUUGGAAUAUAUUGUGGAAGAUCAUGGGGUUAAGGAAACUUAUUUAUCUAUACCAACAUGGACAUUGCAAGAGACGCUGGUUGGGCUGGCCUUUGUUCUAGCAGCCUACCUGAUCCUUGUUAUGAAGAUAUUACCAACAUAUAUGAAGAAUAGGGAGCCAUUUCAAUUGAAAAAAUUGAUGUUGGCGUAUAACGCAUUCCAAGUCGCCUUCUCAGUGUACUUGGUAUUUAUCUAUUUGAGAUAUAUUUAUCGAUUUAAUAUAAUUACGACGAGAUGUCCGCAAGGUGAAGAUUUGCAAGGAGUCGUUCGUGAAAUCUAUCCGUACUUUAUAGCGAAACAUUUGGAUCUUCUUGACACUGUCUUCUUCGUCCUUCGCAAAAAGGACAGUCAGAUCACAUUUCUUCAUCUCUACCAUCAUACUUCUAUGGUCACUUGGACCUGGUUGCACUUUAUGUAUCAUCCUACUGACAAUUUUGUGGUCGUUGGCAUGUUGAACAGUUUUGUCCAUGUCAUCAUGUAUGCCUAUUAUGGGAUUUCAUCUUUGGGUCCUGCUUAUGCGAAGUACAUCUGGUGGAAGAAGCACUUGACUAAGGUUCAGCUGGUCCAGUUUAUCCUCGUAGUCUCCCAUCUCCACUACCAGCAGAAACUCUCCCCCUGUCCACUCCCAAGUUUCUUCCACAACUUCUGCAUGCUCCUCAUCUGCACCUUCUUUGUCCUCUUCAUGAACUUCUACAUCAACAGCUACAGAGGGAAAAAGAAGAAUGUUGAAAAACAGAAUGGAGUUUCGGAAUCAAAUGUCGAUGAGAGAUUAUUGAAAACUCGCUAGAUUAGUGUUAACAAUAUUGUUUAACAAAUGUGUGAUUUUAGAUUUAAUAAUAAAGUAUUUUUUAUUG
Messenger RNA from Spodoptera litura, 1215 nucleotides. RefSeq names its product very long chain fatty acid elongase 7. Gene Ontology annotation, cellular component: endoplasmic reticulum membrane. The record is from RefSeq and is a predicted model, not a curated record. Gene Ontology annotation, biological process: very long-chain fatty acid biosynthetic process; fatty acid elongation, monounsaturated fatty acid; fatty acid elongation, saturated fatty acid. NCBI's taxonomy places the organism in Eukaryota, Metazoa, Arthropoda, Insecta, Lepidoptera, Noctuidae. Gene Ontology annotation, molecular function: fatty acid elongase activity.